Aedes albopictus (Asian tiger mosquito) is the source of this 2052-nucleotide messenger RNA. RefSeq names its product zinc finger and BTB domain-containing protein 41. Gene Ontology annotation, cellular component: chromosome; nucleus. Gene Ontology annotation, biological process: regulation of transcription by RNA polymerase II. Bases 246 to 1949 code for a protein of 567 amino acids. The transcript is spliced from 7 exons. The record is from RefSeq and is a predicted model, not a curated record. Gene Ontology annotation, molecular function: zinc ion binding; chromatin insulator sequence binding. Lineage: Eukaryota; Metazoa; Arthropoda; Insecta; Diptera; Culicidae.
UUCUGCCUUUCAACUUUGACCGACUAGCAGAGCCUUCCCUAUCGGGAAGUACUAGAUCAGGCAGAUUAGGUCGACAGUCCAGUCUGACAGCAGUUUGCACAAAGUUAGCUCUGUUUGAACGCAAAUUCAAAAACAAAACAUUCCAUCACUCAAAAGAAAAAAAAAGUGUUGCCUCCAGUUUCAAGCGUUUUUCCAAGUUAUCUCUUGAAAUUAAUUUGAAUUUUGUGGAUAAAACACCACCAGGUAUGACGAUUAGUGCUCUGCGGCAUUUUCCCGACGUAUGUCGGCUCUGCUUGCAUCAUAAACCGGCUCCAGAAAUGAUUCCUCUGGCCAGCAAUGUGCCGGAGUUGGACGCUCAGCUGUCGAAUCUGAUGGAAGAAUUCUGUGCCACCGUUCCUGAGCAGGAAUCGACAGCGUUGCUACCGACUGCCGUAUGCGACCAUUGCCAGCAACAGCUUCUAACGGCUUCUAAAUUCAAACGAAGGGUUACAUUUCUUCAAGAGUUUCAAAUGGCUCUGGCAGCGAUGCGCCAUAGAAAUGAGUCGGAGCCGCUACGACAGAAGUUUCUCAACGACUACGAGUACAUGAGCUCACUGUUCCGGGAACUGAAUCUCCUGGAACAUGAACAGGCGCUUCGCUGGGAAGAUUUGCUUCUGAGUCAGCCAGAGGAGGCAACAGCAGUAGAAGAAAAUGUUAGUGUAAUUGUUGACGACGGGUCGGGUGAGAAAUAUCCUCAAAUUUUACACGUAGAGAUAGUAGAUGAUGCUGGCAGCGAUGGUGGGUACACUUAUCAUUCGGAGGGCAGCAUGGACCAAGGUGGGGACGCCGAGAUAGAAUACAUAGAUGUUGAGCCAGUGGUAGAUGCGGGUGAUGCGAUGAUGAUUGUGGAGCAAACGGAGGGCAACAUUGAGGAGCAACCAUCUGUGGUGGCAGAAAAGGCGCCCUCCGAAGAUUCGCUCGAAUAUUUACCCGUAGAUGUGGAUUCUGUGCCCCUCGAGUGGGAAUGCGACAUCACUGGAUGCGAUCAACGAUUCGACGACAAUGAGCAGUUUAUACAACAUAAGAAAGAUGUUCAUCAGUGCUGCAUUUGCACCAUUUGCGGAAUAGUGCUGAAAAAUAAGUAUUCGCUGGAGGUUCAUACACGGAGACACACAGGCAAAACCAAUUUCACAUGCAGGUACUGCCCUUCGACGUUCUACACGUCGCAAGAGUACAAAUUGCACCUGGGGUUGGUUCAUGUGGCAACUGAUACCGUUAAUUGCGACGUAUGCGGAUUGGAGUUUAAAAAUUCCACCUGCUUGAAGCGACAUCUCAAGUCACAUUCGGAAGAACGAAGCUAUCAGUGCCCUUUCUGCGAAAAGGCCUUCAAAACCAAUAUGCAUCUGCAUCGACACAAGGAAACGAUCCACAUGAAAUUACGGUUCAAAUGUAACCACUGCGAUGUGUCGUAUGGGCGCAAGGAUAAGCUGCGAAUGCAUAUUGAACGAGCUCACAAUAUCCAAAUGUAUUUCCUGUGCGACAUCUGUCUGAAAUCGUAUUCCACCGAGGAGGAGCGUCAGGAGCACAUGAGUCAUCACGACAAUCCUCAACCGUUGGAAUGUGGCACCUGUUUGGUGGCGUUCAUAACCCCGGAGGAAUUCCACAAUCAUCUUUGCAUUUCGUACCGAGAGAACUACGUGUGCUGCAGUCGCGAUUUCAAAUUUCACACUUUCUACAACAAACACAUGUUCCUGGUGCACGGGGAGAAAACCAAUGCCCGGGUGAAGCCAACAAGCAACCAGUUGAUAGCUAACAUACGUGCCGAGCGGAAACAAGAGGAACGUUGUGGUAAGUGCGAAAAAAUAUUUAGAACCAGGAAGCAAAAGAAUGCCCACAAGCUGGAAUGCCGUGGAAAGCAACAGAAUGAUACUGUUGUGGAACGCAGUGGUCCGAGUCCUCCGGAUGAAUAAAUGUAUAGAAGAAGGACACAGCCAUAUGUAACAAUGAUUAAAUGUUUCCUCUGAAGUUAGUAAUAUUAAUAAAAGCCAUCAAUAUCGCUAGUAGUCGGUCAAA